Molecule: messenger RNA, 1656 nt
Organism: Aureobasidium melanogenum CBS 110374
Lineage: Eukaryota; Fungi; Ascomycota; Dothideomycetes; Dothideales; Saccotheciaceae
Exons: 3
Coding region: 1-1656 (551 amino acids)
Cellular component (GO): lipid droplet
Source: RefSeq, a predicted model, not a curated record
AUGGCAGUUCCGCACAAGUCCAAGGGCGCAGAGGUGGCAUUGCCGCCGAUAGCUGCCCUGUUCCUCGUUGUCUUUGACCGCAAGGUAGGCUACACGAUAGCAUGGAAACGUGCAAUCCCUGAUGUCAAACUCGAUGGCGUCGUCGAGUACAAGUCGCUGCCCUCGGGCCUCCACAAUUGUCACUCGGAUCUCGUCUACUUCGUCCACGACCAAUAUGCCGGAAUCAGUGCUUUCGCAAAUCGCCCUGCCAAUGAGUCCGAAAGAAACGCCCACUUCGCUGCCGUCGGUGUCCUCGUUCCUUUGACAUACGGUCGUCUUGGAAGGUCCUGGUUGCAUGCUGACCACCUUCACCGUCUGGUCUCGAACUUAGUCGACGACACAGACAACACCAACACCCUUCAAGACUAUUGGGAACACAACCGCUUGCCCAACCCUGACCAUAAACCUCUUGAACAUGACCAACACUUGAACCGACGAAAGUCCCGCGCUCUGUCUGAUGCUGCAGGCUUGCAUCCAUCCAACCCUACUCUGUCUCAAGACCAUCCCGCCAUGUCCCUGGCCCAUGAUCUUGACGUCUUCGGUCCCCUCAUCUUCCCGCUCCAGAGAGCCGCACUUCUCAAGAAAAGCAUAUUAAUCAUGUCGUCCGCCCCCGUCCAACCCGCCUGCAAUCUUGUCUACAAUCUAUCCGUCUUGUCCAAUAUUCCUCCCUCGGCAGCAGAAAUGGCAGCCAAGAACGAGGCCUUGUACCCACUCAGACCUCUGUUCAACGUCGGCAUCCAUGAUAUCGACAAUUUGUCUCAAUUGGCCACCAAAUCCAAGCCACAAAAUUCCUGGAUCGCGUGCAGCACCGAUGAUAUACUAGCGACCAAAUCUAAACUCUACGACGUACUGGUUGAAUUGCCGCCGCAAACAUCUGAUACUUCUGCUGCCAGACGAUGGCCUCGAAUUCGUACUUCCACUGGUGAAGACAUCAAAGCCACUCAGCGCGACUUGAGGCGCUACUACACGCUCAAACGGGAACUGACUAGAGUGCAAUACCAAAGCCAGGCAUACUCGGAUGGGGAAGCCGACGAUCAAGUGGACCAAAACUCGAGCGAAAGUGCACCUCUUGUGCCAUCUUUGCAAGACAAAAACGCCGAUUCUGAUCAAUACGUCCAACUUGAAGGAGAAUCAAAAUUGGUCGAGCCUUCUUCGUGGGCAUCCAUCGCCUAUACUAGUUUUCUCUGGUGGGCUUCUGCUGGAGAAAAAGAUGCUUUGCUAAAUGACGAGGCAUGUCAAGAUGCAAGAUUGGUAGACGAUCUGCCUUUGCCCGCUCCAAGCAAGCAUAAGAGGCGUUCUUCGGCCCACGAUGGAGUAGAAGGGAUUAAUCUAAGGUCUCAAUCGGUGGCGGUGAUUCUGAUAGCAUACGCACAUCGCCUUACCACACUGGUUAUGGAGACAUUGACCGAGAUUGUCGAAGCUGCCGACGCUGAGGCCGAACAUGGAAACGAGGGCACAAUCACCAUUCACAGCGAAGACCUUAGAAGGAUGGGAUUGGAUGAAUGGAGUAACAGUGAUGCACAGUUCGUCAAAGAGAUGGCUGCGCUGUACUUUGGACGGGAGCACGUCCAAACGGUCGGGCGGACGGUUGAUCUCUGUGGCAUUAAUGUGUGUUGA